Molecule: messenger RNA, 3008 nt
Organism: Capsicum annuum
Lineage: Eukaryota; Viridiplantae; Streptophyta; Magnoliopsida; Solanales; Solanaceae
Product: receptor-like protein kinase ANXUR1
Exons: 1
Coding region: 198-2810 (870 amino acids)
Biological process (GO): protein autophosphorylation
Cellular component (GO): plasmodesma; plasma membrane
Molecular function (GO): transmembrane receptor protein tyrosine kinase activity; ATP binding
Source: RefSeq, a predicted model, not a curated record
AAUUUUCAAAUUUUUUGUGGGUUAUUUCGCAGCAUCCUAAUAGUUUGUUUUCUUCAUGGAUGCUAAGAAAUGACCUGGUCUUUGCCUGUGGUAAAAGCAAAGACGUCGUCGUUGUUUAGAAAAAGUUCCACGUUGUAUUGCAUAGGCGCACAGGAUCGUUUGUUCUCCUGUACGCCUUUUUCUUUCGUUUGUUAACCAUGUUAACAAAAUCAUCGUCUCACAUUUUGUUGCUGUUCUUAUGUAGUAUUUCUUGUAUUUCGCGCUCGCUUCAUGCUGCAAACAAUGAUCAAAAUGCGUUGUUCUUAGCUUGCGGUUCUGAAAAUGGAGGGACAGAUGAAGAUGCGCGAAAAUGGGAACCGGAUGCGAAGUAUCUGAAGUCAGGUGAUAAAUCAGUCAUGACACAACCUGGAUCCAAUGAUCCUUUGGCUCCAUCUGUUGUACCGUAUACCAAUGCAAGAAUUUUUCAAUCAGAAUCGUCGUAUGAUCUUCCUGUUAAGAACCAAACAGCACAUGUUAUGCUUCGGCUUCAUUUCAAUCCAACCGCGUAUCCUAAUUUCAAUGUAUCAGAUUCAUAUAUCACGGUUUCUGCUGGGAAAGUUACGUUGUUGAAUAACUUCAGUGCGUAUAUAACAGCGCAAGCCUUGUCGCAGAGUUACAUUAUUAAAGAGUACCUGUUGGAUCAUGUGGAUUCAUCGACCGUGGAGAUCAAGAUUAAGCCUUUUGGUAAAUCAUCGUUUGCAUUCAUCAAUGGAAUCGAAAUGAUCACACUACCGGACAUAUUUUUUGGACCGGAUCCUUUGAUAGUUGGAUUUAUGAGUGGCUCGAGUGCUGGUGCUCAGCAAAGUGUAUCUGUAAAGGAUAACAAUAUGGAGUUAAUGUAUAGGGUGAAUGUUGGUGGACAAUAUAUUUCUCCGAAAAAUGAUUCAGGCGGGUUAAUGAGAAGAUGGUACGAGGAUACUCCUUACUUAUAUGGUGCUUCGACAGGUGUUACUAUGAGAAGUAACAGGACAGUUUCGUAUGAUGGCAUGCCAUCGUACGUGGCACCACUUUCUGUCUACGAGAGCUGUAGAUCGAUGGGUUUUGAUUCAAACGUCAACAAGAACUAUAACCUUACUUGGGUUUUCAAUGUUGAUUCCAACUUUACAUAUCUCGUGAGGUUUCACUGGUGCGAUUUCACCAUCGAUGCCACGAGAAUCAAUUCCAUGGUCUUUACGGUGUAUAUCAGUGGACAAAUUGCAGAUAUGGAAGUCGAUUUAGUUGCAAUGAAAAAUAGAAAAAAGGCGGUUGCGAUAGAAAAAGACUAUGUGACUCGUGUUGAUGGUAAAGAAGGUCAGCUUUGGGUAGCAGUGCAUCCAUCAGGAGCUAAUAGUGAGAUAGCUAAUGCUAUUGUAAAUGGAAUAGAGAUCUUUAAGAUCGGCGGAGGAACUACGAGCUUGGCAGGACCGAAUCCUACAAUGUCAGAUUUAAUGAAGAAGCAUCAGGAAGAACAAAGUAAAGAAGAUCCGGGGAAAUUCGCUGAAAAGGAAAAAACGAAAACCAAUUAUGUCGCCAUCACUGGUGCUGUUGGCGGAGUUGCUGCAUUUAGCGUAGCUGCUGUUUUGGCUCUUGUUGUUUACAAGAGAAAAAAGAGAACCGCGGGAGUUGAAUCACGCACGAAUAGUUGGCUGCCGAUUCAUGGGAACUCUCAUUCUUCUGGUUCAAAAAGUGGUGGUAGCACGACGAUUUCAUCAGAUGCUGCUUCUAACUGUCGAUACUUUUCACUGGCCGAGAUCAAACAGGCGACUAAGAACUUCCAUGAAUCUUAUGUUAUCGGAGUUGGUGGAUUCGGCAAGGUGUAUAGAGGAGUCAUUGACGGUGACCAAAAAGUUGCAAUCAAAAGAUCAAACCCGUCUUCAGAACAAGGUGUCAAUGAAUUCCAGACUGAAAUCGAGAUGCUUUCAAAGCUAAGGCAUCGACACUUGGUGUCCUUGAUCGGAUUUUGUGAAGAAAAUAACGAAAUGGUCCUUGUUUAUGACCACAUGGCACAUGGAACACUAAGGGAACAUCUUUAUAAAGGUAACAAAAUUACAUUAACUUGGAAGCAAAGGUUGGAUAUCUGUAUCGGCGCAGCUAGAGGACUUCAUUACCUUCACACGGGAUCUAAAUACACCAUUAUUCAUCGGGAUGUGAAAAGUACAAACAUUCUAUUAAAUGACCAGUGGGUAGCUAAGGUUUCAGAUUUUGGACUUUCGAAAACAGGUCCAAACAUGAACCAAGGACAUGUUACAACAGUCGUAAAAGGUAGCUUUGGGUAUUUGGACCCCGAAUACUUCAGAAGACAACAGUUAACUGAAAAAUCAGACGUGUACUCGUUUGGGGUUGUCCUAUUUGAAGUAUUGUGUGCCAGGCCAGCGCUUAACGCGAACCUUCCAAAGGAACAAGUCAGCCUAGCAGAUUGGGCGUUAGUUUGUCAAAGGAAAGGGAAUUUAGAAGAUAUUAUCGAUCCACAGUUGAAAGGAAAGAUCAAUCCUGAAUGCUUGAAGAAAUUUGCAGAAACAGCAGAGAAAUGCUUAGCUGAUAACGGUAUAGACCGUCCAUCCAUGGGCGAUGUCUUAUGGAAUCUUGAAUACGCGCUGCAGUUAGAAGAGAAUCCAGAUGGGGUCUUAGCAACUUCCGAGUCAACGAAAGAAGUGGAUCAUGGCAGUGCUGAAGAAGUAUCUCAACACAAUUUGAUAGCUAUGCAUAGAAGCACUUUGAGCCUUGAAAGUGAUAAAGGUGAUAACAACACAGAUGACGUAUUUUCGCAGAUUGUAAAUCCAACGGGAAGGUAAUAACAUCACAUAGGCUCCUCUUUCUUAUCAUCGAUCUGUUAUGAUGAGAGUAAGAAUUUGUACAAAUAUAUUAAAUACCAUCUGUAUCUACUAUAUAAGGAAAAUCAUAGCAUGUCAUUGAAUAAUGCUGCAAUAGACAGCCAUUUUUGUAACUCUCUUCAUUCCGAUUAAUAUGACACUUACCUUAUUUGGAUUGAA